This is a messenger RNA of Hypoxylon fragiforme, 1386 nucleotides long. RefSeq names its product putative iron reductase domain protein. Lineage: Eukaryota; Fungi; Ascomycota; Sordariomycetes; Xylariales; Hypoxylaceae. Gene Ontology annotation, biological process: proton motive force-driven ATP synthesis. The coding region runs from base 1 to 1386 and encodes 461 amino acids. The transcript has 4 exons. The record is from RefSeq and is a predicted model, not a curated record.
AUGAUGAAGUCGCUUUUGACCUAUGCGGCAUUGUCUGCCAUCACGUACAGCUCACCGGCAUCUGCUGAAUCGGUUCAGUACUGUCCAAUAGAAAAUGUAUGCUACCAAGUAGCAGUGCCACAGGCUUCUGCCUCCACCAACGGAGGCAAUAUAUACCUACAGCUCCGCGCGCCGACCUCGUACUCAUGGGUGGCCUUCGGUACGGGAGAUAUGAUGGCCGAGUCCAAUAUCUUCAUCUUAUACACAGACGGGGCAAAUAAUGUGACGAUAUCGGCCCGACAGGGCACAGGCCACUCUAUGCCGCAGUAUAAUUCCAUUGUCCAGCUCGAGCUUCUCGAAGGCAGUGGAGUUUUCAACGAUGGCGCCACCAUGAUCGCCAACGUGCGUUGUGGUAAUUGUGGUGUAUGGCCAGGAGGCACUAUGAGUCUCUCUAGCGACUCGGCGGACUGGAUCGCGGCGUGGAAAGAGGGUGAUGCCAUCGACAGCGAUGACCUGAAUGCCGCAAUCCGAUACCACGAUGCCCACGAUCAAUGGCAAUUUGACUUAACGCAAGGCACAGUGGCCGAUGACACGAAUCCGUUCCUUACGGCGACGCAAUUUGACAACAACAAUAGGGGUGUAGGUAAGGGUAGCUUUGCCGAUCCUAAGACCUUGAUUUUGGGUCAUGGAAUCGUGAUGGCUAUCGUGAUGGUUAUUCUUUACCCUGUGGGUUCAUCACUCAUGCCGUUGCUCGGGAAAUGGGUUCUGCACGCCUCUUGGCAAUUUCUUGCAUUUCUGCUCAUGUGGGCUGGAUUCGGACUGGGCAUUGUUGCUACACAGCGCAUUCAACUUGAUUUCAACUCGAAUCACACCAUCUUAGGCACUGCGGUUGUCUGCUUGAUGGGUUUACAGCCUGUUCUUGGCUGGUUUCACCACAGAAACUUUGUGAAGCAUCAGUCUCGUACCAUCGUAUCCCAUAUCCACAUCUGGUAUGGUCGUGCUCUGAUGAUCUUGGGCAUAAUAAACGGUGGCCUCGGUCUGAUGCUGGCAUGCGCUUCCCAGACUUAUAUAAUCGUUUACUCAGUGCUUUCUGGUGUGAGUUUUAUCAUAUACACCGGCACCGUUGUAUUCGCCGACUUCGUUCAAGAAUUAUACCUUAAAGAACUCAAGGCCUACAAGCCAACACCUAUCAAAGACUCAGACUCAGUUGGCCAAGUCCAAACCUUCAGCGCACCCAAGGCCCCCAAAUCACCCGAAGAGACCGACCUAGCCAGCAGCCUAAAAGAGUACGAGAGCAUGGCCGUCGAGGUCGAGGGUAACGAAGGUGCUACUGCCUCGUCGACGCCUGCUGUCAUUGAGGACUGGCUCGUCGAGGAAGAGGAAGAGGAGGCUGGUGCUCACCACUAG